AUGAUGCAAAGUGCGGCUGUUCUACCAACAGAGAGUCCUGUGAAGGGUCUACCGGAGAUACUCGGAGUGCCAAUGCAACGUAAGGCUUUUCCACUUCCUUUUCUAUUGAUUAUAUCAUAAGGACAUUGGCAGGUGAGCUCUGAAAUGCUGCAGGGCACUGCUGUAGAAAAAUAUUCAGAGGUUAAUUACACUGCGUUGAGGGACAGGACAGACAGGCUAAUGAAGACAGUGAUAUUAUUCUACUGGCUCAUAUGUAUUCAUAUUAUUAUGACUCUUACUCCACUGACUCAUAUGACUUGUAUUUCAUAUUAUUAUUUGAAGUGAGGAUAUUAGUUGCAUCUCAUUUUGAUCUUCUGGUCCUGAUAUGGAAUUUUGUGGAAUGCUGUAUGGAUAGAGAUUCUUUAUCACAAGAAUGUAUUGUUUAAACUGUGCAUUUGUACUGCUCACAGUGUUGUGUUUCCCAACUCCAGCCCUAUGCACGAGUUGUACAAGCAGGUUUUACACUAUUUUAGAAGCCCCAUGUGCACAGGCCUAGGUUAUGACGUGCAUAAUAGUUUACUCAUCAAGACACACACACUUUAUUUUUUUAUUAGCACAGGAAUAUUUAUAUUCUCUACCUCCAGCGCUUUUUGUAUUCUAUUCCCUCGAGCUGUGUGAGAGGUUUGCCUCUGGUUUACAAUCAGAGACAUGCUAGACAGCUGUUUAUUUGCAAACGAGUCUGGCCACGGACGAGAGAUCAGACGUUGUCAUCACCUACUCUCCAUACCCAGCUGGUUUGACUGACAGCUAUUACUGAGUCAUAUCCGAAUUAUCCAGGCUAUAUAUGUUAAUGUAUGCUUUAAUGUUUCUGUUGUAGCUGUGUUUUGCACUAUUGUAGGCUACAUAAUUGUACAAUUAUGUCUGUCUUAUUAUUGUUUGACACAUAUAUGAUAUUACACAGCCUACUAAAACAGGUGGUUUUGUCAUAAUUUCUAUAAAAAAAUGAAAAACGUGAAAUAUUUCACUAUAUUGUGUGUGCAAUAACUAGGCUACCUCAGCAUCAAAGCAAAGAAUUACCUAUCUUCGCAUCUGCUCUUUAUCGCCGUCAUGUUAAUCUCUAGGCCCUUAUAAUCUGAUCAUGCUAUCAAGAUGGAACUGGAAUUUGAUAAAUUCCUGACCUAAUUAUUCAUGUGCGAGCCACUGGAAUGUACAGAUGGACCUAUUAUGGUAUUACCUCUAAUGUUGCUCUUAAUCCACAAUUAAAUAUUUCUUUAUAUCGCAGAUCCAAACGAGCCAUUGCUUCUUUCAGCGCUGGAGAGUAUAAAAAAAUAAAUAUAUAUUAUAUAUAUAUUUUUCAAAAUCUAGACUAAUUUCUUACGAUUUAGUACAUGAUUGUAUUCCGUUUUUUUAUAGCGUGCACAACAGAGUUAACCCAUUUAACCCAUUUAAAAGAGAGACUGUCAAAAACUGUCUCUUGUAUUACUUAAUACGAAUUUCAUUUAGGCUAGCCUACCUUAUUGAUAAAGAUAGUGAAACAUAAUGCAUAAUGCACAAAGUGAAACAUAACGCAGAAUUGUGAAAUAUAAUUUGUUUAACCUAUACAAAUAGCCUAUAUAUUGGCGGCGUGUGCUCUUUAAUAUUGUACAUCGAGGGAGAUUAAAAGAUUGGGUAAAGAUCUUGCCACUCAACCCCCCUUGGUGCAUACAUGCUGGAUUUAAUACCGGAUUACUCUACGAAUAAAAGCUAUUUAGUAUUAUGUAUCUAAACAUUGUUAUCAUGAUUAAUAUGGUUGUUAGCAUGCUCUUACGAUAAGGGUAAUUAUUCUUAAACCGUUUUUAGCACAAGAAGCAGAUUACUUCCUAAAUAUAGUUUACAGUCUGCUUGCUUUGAAGUGUAGGUCAUGCAAUCUACAAAGCAUAUCAACUAUAGGCCUAUGAGCUCUAUAGGCUAUGAGCUCGUUCCCUAAUACUAUAGGCUUCGUAUAAAGGUGUUACAGUACAGUUAUUCCGAUACUGUGGCUAAUAAGCACAUGACUUGGUUGAUAUGAUUUUGUCCUGUUAAAAAACAAAAUUAGUAUCCCUAUCAGACUGGUGGGAAAUGAGCAUCUGCUUAUCGAAAUACAGCCGCCUAAAAGAGGAAAGGAAGCGUAUAGGAACACAUUUUCUUAGAUUUGAGGACACCUCUUGAGGCACAGAAGAGAUCUGUGGUAUAAUCGUGUGAUUUAUAAGUCAAGCAGAGAGAGAGCCAGACAGACACAGAGAGAGAGAAGAGAGAGAGAGAGAGAGAGAGAGAGAGAGAGAGAGAGAGAGAGAGAGAGAGAGAGAGAGAGAGAGAGAGAGAGAGAGAGAGAGAGAGAGAGGAGAGAGAGAGAGAGAGAGAGAGAGAGAGAGAGAGAGAGAGAGAGAGAGAGAGUAGAGGCUAUUAGGCAUCGAGGCCUACUGCCAAGAUUGGCAACAUGCUGGAGGCCCUCGAGCUAUCCUUUCAGCACCACCACUCCCGCCAGAAUCUAAUGAACAAAAGCACCACAAAUCAGAGGAAUUAUUUCAUAUUUUGUGGAUGUAAAAUACACCUAUCUUUAAUUUCAGUUUUGUAUUAACUCUUAUUGAAAAAACAUGUACUCCAUAGUUAUCGUAUUUGAUUCUGAAGUUGAUUGGGAAAUAAAUACCUGUUAUGCAACUGUAUGUAGGCUAAUGCCACAUCACAAUAGUACAAUAAAAGAUAUUGAGCUUUGCAUUAUCUCUUCAUUUAUUUAGGCCUACACCUUAAUACGUGUAUCGUUAAAUGUAUCCCUCUAUUAUUUGUGCAUGCGGCUUAUGUGUGAAUGUUGUUGACUGAGCAGCCUUCCAGAAACUAUAAAUAUAAAUAGUACAAUUGUACUCCAAAAAUGUCUCCCAACGUACAGAAUGAAGAAGCACAUGUAGGAUUACUUCUCGUGACCUCUACAGUGCACAUUUAAACAGCUUGGUAUGGGUGUGAUUAGAUUACUGAUUAGACAGUGUGAUUUAAUGUAUCAUUCAUUUAAUUUAAAACAACAACUAGCUUGGGAUAGGCUAAUUGCAGAUCUUAGAUACAGUGAAAAUAUUAUAUUGCUCGAGCACAGAAAAAAAUCACCUGUCCAAUUGUUUUGCGCACAGAACGCUGCUUAGGCCUAUUGCAUCCAUUUGUAUGAGUUUGAAGGGUCCGUUCUAAUUUCGAUCUCAUUAUGUCCUCACCGCUAUUCUAAGAUAUUGAAAAUGCUAUUUUCCAUGAGAUGCCUCUUCACCUGGCCAUUGUUCACAUGGUAAAUAUAAGCUAACAUUGCACUGACGACAACGGAGAUUGAGGGAAAUUACUUCCGAGGUUUCAUAUUCUCAAAUGAAAAAAAUAAGGCUAUAUAAUAAUAACAAUAAUAUGUAUUGUUAUAUCACAUUGUAAUACUUCUAUAUAUAUAUUUUUUAGAAAUAUAAUAAUAACUCUUAAUAAUUAUUUGGUUUUGCAUAGCCUAAUCUUAUAUCAAUAGUGACGCUGUUCUGGUGUUAGGCCUACUGGUAAUGUUGAUGGUGAUAACUAAUGGAGUAUUGUGGUGAUAAUGGUGUAUGGUUUUUAACACUAUUAGUGCUCCUACUUAUAGGCAAGUUUUCUUCAUUCAUGCCAUUAUUACUCGGUUUAAGAUAAUACAAAUCGAAUCAGUGGGGUCCAAUCAAGUCCACUUCAAGGCUAAAUAUUGUGUCACCAGCACAGGCACUUGAUUAAAAAAGCAGAGUAAAGGAAUGGGAUCAAUCUCAACCAAAGUCGAAUGAAUGGCAUGAUGACACCAUUUACUCUGUCAGGCUAUGUUUUUAUCGAGGUCGAAUAUAAUGAUGAGGAAUUACAUUACUGUUUAAAAAAAAACAUAUGCUCUGCUCACCUGUUUCCUUGCAGUAUUCCAGGACCAGGAUAUUGUCUUAACGCAUGGUGUGUAUUCUCUCUCUCUCCCUCCAGAAAUCCCCCAGUGUGCGGGCUGUAGUCAACACAUCCUCGACAAGUUCAUCCUGAAGGUGCUGGACCGCCACUGGCACUCCAAGUGCCUCAAGUGCGCCGAUUGUCAAGCGUUGCUGGCAGACAAGUGUUUCUCGCGGGCGGGAAAUGUGUACUGCAAAGAAGACUUUUUCAAGUGAGUUCAACUUCUUCAUUUAAAAACGCAUUGUAUGGGAAUUUAGAACAUUUGAUUAUAUCAAGCUUAAUGGAAUGUAAAAGUGAUGUACUUUUAAGCAAAGCUAGCAUUAUAUUUAAUUGCCUACAUUCAAGUGAGCUAAAAAAUGCCAACAUGAUUGCACUGGCUUGGACUUGUGAAAUCUGUGACAUAUUCAGUGGUGUGUGGUGGAUGUUGCUUAGGUCUGAGGAAAGGGUUUGGUGAGCAUAUUACUAUAUUACUCACAGAUUAGAUUUGAUCUUAUUCAGGACAAUAGUGUCAAUGACAGUGGCAUCGGCAGAAAUCCGUUGAUGGCAGGGCCAGCAAAAAUGUAGGUGGGCCAAAAUUUGGGCAUCAAAUGAUCACAAAAGCAUUAGCCUACCCUACUAAUUGAUCGCACACAACAAACCAUCUUACGUGAUUUUGCAUUACAAACCAAAUAGUCUUGUUGGCCUACCAAAAUCCAUGACUCUUGCAUUUUUAUUUAACUAUACAAGUCAGUUAAGAACAAAUUCUUAUUUACAAUGACGGCCUACACCGGCCAAACCCGGACAACGCUGGGCCAAUUGUGCGCCGCCCUAUGGGACUCCCAAUCACGGCCAGUUGUGAUACAGCCUGGAAUCGAACCAGGGGGUCUGUAGUGACGCCUCAAGCACUGAGAUGCAGUGCCUUAGGCCACUCGGGAGCCCAUGUAACAUGCGACUCACAUAGACCUACACAUGAUAAACCAUAGGCCUAUAAUUAAUAGACUAUGAGACUAGAACAUAAUGCCCUGAUAUAACAGUAAUAAUCACAAUAGACAUCCAUAGCUUAUAUAGAGGUCACCAACCUUUUCUUUGUCGAGAUCACUUCAUGAGUCAAAAUGCAACCCGCGUGCAAUUCUCUGCUGGGUGCGGGAGAUCAAGUGUGCCUACAAUGUAUUGUGUGAUAUCAACUGAAUGAUCAAUAGCCUAUAGGGCCUAACUAUAGUGCAUGGGCGGAGAAGCACAGGGCAAAGUUAUAUUUCCAAUUAAAUUCCUGAAAAUGAUAGGCUAUUUACAUUGACUGGAAAUAAAUAUUGUUUCAUGCAUUUCCUACUUUCAUAUAUAAUAAGAUAGGUCCGAUUUUCUCCAUGUAGGCCUACCCCUUAUCAUAAAUAACGUAGAGUCCCCUAGGCUAUAUGAUAACACUGGUAAUAGGUCAGUUGUUGUAGCCUAUUACUUGCGAGGCACAUUGAAAUAAAUAGAAGAAAAAAAACAUUCACUGGACUGAUGGUCAUGUCUCAGCGAAGGGUGGGAGAGAGUGCGAGUCGAAGUGGAGAAGCCUGUUUCAUGAUUUCUAGUGUUGAAUAAAAACAGUGUUGUAUUGCUGAUCAUUGUCUCUGAAUGUACUGAAAGUGUCUUUAAGACCCUCGAUUAGAUCAAUGCAACCAGUGACUGAUAUAGAGGGGGACUGGAGGCCCUUCAUGGCGAAAUCACUGAUAUCAAAUAACUUGGCAAAUGCUCCAACAUCCUCUUCUGUACACGGUCUCUUGAAAAAAAUGUAACAGUGAGCUUUGUUUGGCCAUUUUACUUGAGUCUUAGCUAGCUAGCUAACGGUGAGUAGCCUACACAGUGUAGCCUAGCCUACACAGCGAUAGCUACUGUUUACCGCACAUGGUAUCAGUGCGAAGUGACACGUGCCAGAACCACCCAUUAUUUUGAAAUUGAUAAGGUUAUUUUAUUUUUAAUUUUUUACAAUUCGUCUUUUUGUUAUUUUUUCAGGGUAAAUAAUCAAGCAUAGUUCAAAUUAAUUACAUAGGCCUAGAUAAAAAUGUAUUUUAUAUAUAGCACUAGAUUUUAUGUAAGAUGUCCUCAAGUGUCCUGAAAGGCAUCUGCCAAAUCAAAUGUAUUAUUAUUAUUAUUGUCAAUAUAUAUCCCUUUCGUUUUCCCACCCCCUCCAUACUGCUUACUAUGAAUUUCGUCUGAUGGUGUAUGCAUGUUUAGGCCAAUGCUUGACCUGGACUGAAAUAGGUGCCGGUACUCAUUUUGGGUCCGGUACCAUUUAUAUUUAGUUGCAGGAACUCCUCAAUUCUUUUGAGCUAAUAUUCUAUAGGAGGUGCAGGAACUCCAGCAGAAUAACAUUUGAGGUGCCGGUACUCAGUUCCGGUGAGCUCCUGCCCAAGUCAAGUACUGUGCUUAGGCAAAAAGACAAAUAAUGUCCAGUUUGGAACACUGACAAUCGGAGUGGGUGGGCCUGCGCCAAAUUUACAUUUACAUUUACAUUUUAGUCAUUUAGCAGACGCUCUUAUCCAGAGCGACUUAGCAAAUCAUGCGCACUUGUGCCUAUGCCCCUGGUCAGUGAGGACUUUCCUCUUUGCAUAGUUAACUUUCAUAAUGUUAGAGAAAAGGCUUGUGUCAAGACUUAGUGACAUGACAUUUUUUACAUUACAUUUUAGUCAUUUAGCAGACGCUCUUAUCCAGAGCGACUUACAGUUAGUGAAUACAUUUUUUUUAUACUGGCCCCCCGUGGGAAUCGAACCCACAACCCUGGCGUUGCAAACGCCAUGCUCUACCAACUGAGCUACAUCACUGCCGGCCAUUCCCUCCCCUACCCUGGACGACGCUGGGCCAAUUGUGCGCCGCCCAUGAGUCUCCCGGUCGCGGCCGGCUGCGACAGAGCCUGGAUUCAAACCAGGAUCUAGUGGCACAGUUAGCACUGCGAUGCAGUGCCUUAGACCACUGCGCCACUCAGGAGUUACAUGACCAACACAAUGAGGUAAAUCAAGCUCAGCAUCCUACAACAUCCUUCUGCCUUUCUGUCCAUGUUGAAUACUUAUGUUGGAUAAGACAGAACACAUAACACUCAAACUUUCAACUCCAAAGACACUCUAUACAAAUUCAAUUUAUUACUGCUCUACAAGCCCUAGCUGGACACACACAACAGCAACUUUGAAUUUAUUCUCUUCCCUUUCUCUACCUUUUGCUUCCAUCUUUUUGCGAUUGAAUUUCUGAGGCAUUAAAGAAGAAAAUUAAGUUGGACUUUUAUCCAAAACAGGAUCCGGACAGGCUUUUACUAAAUCAUGUUUGAGAGGUUUUAAUGUCAGAAGCUUCAAUGAGACCUAAAAAGCUUGCAAGUCAGAGAGUGGAGGCUAACUUUAUUAGGCGGCCCUGGGGACAAUAGGGGGGAUUUUUUUAUGUUAAAACUGCAGUGGUGCUGUGCACUAGGGGGACGGGAGAGAGGAAGCGGAGAGGGGAUAAUGGUGAUGGUGCUGAGGCGGGGGUAGUAUAGUGCUGGAUUUCCCAGCCGUGAUGAAGAAACUUCACCUUGGUCUGAAGGAAGGGUUUAUUUCUCUGUAUAGGCUGUGUGAUUUACAGCCCCUCCUGAGUCAGUGCUUUAUUGGUUCUCUUCAGUGUGUUUACUCAGAGCUCUCUCUAUUGGAUCUCUCAGCCCCCACUAUACCACUACAUUGAUCCAGGCCAUUCGUCAACCUGAGGACCAGCCUACCACCAACACAAAUGCAUUCCACCACUGAUCCAUUCCACCACUGAUGCUGUCUGAACUGACUAGGGCUGGAUCUACCUGUUCUGGAUGGGGUUUGAGUAUCUGACGGCAGGUGUGUAUGUGUGUGUGUUUACUUGCAGGCGGUUUGGAACAAAGUGUGCGUCGUGCCAACAGGGGAUACCGCCGACCCAGGUGGUGCGGAAGGCCCAGGACUUUGUGUACCACCUGCACUGCUUCGCCUGUGUCAUGUGCAGUCGGCAGCUGGCCACUGGGGAUGAGUUCUACCUCAUGGAAGACGGCAGGCUGGUGUGCAAGGAGGACUACGAGACGGCCAAACAGAAUGGUAGGUGUCUGACUGGGCCAUCCUCCUAUUGCUUUGGCCACUGUUUUCUGUGAAUAAUAUUUUGUGUGAAUAAUUCAGUCCUGUCUCCUUGGUAACCUGUUAUAUUUAGAACAUUCUCACCAAAUAGACUUGAGACUAGCAGCCUCAAGCUGGUUCACCCAUGUGGCAUGGUGCUCUAAAUGUCUGCUGGCACCUGCUGGGGAGCUUUGGAGAGAGGUGCAGGAAUUAGGAGCCUAUUCAAAAGCAUCCAGACAGGGAGUUCAGCAGACAGCAAGGUGCAGUUAACCAACCUAGAUUCAGGGGUAGAUGUAACAUAGUCAACGAAAAUCUGUGAGACUCAAAUUAGUAUGAUAUGUUACCUUUGGUAUGGUAUGUAUUCAUUUGUAGAUUUUCAUCAUCCAUUUUGAAUGAUACGUUACGAAUUACAAUUUGUAUGAUAUGUUACGAAUGAUAAUUCGUAUGCUAUGUUAUGAAUUGCAAUUCGUACAAUAUGUUACCCAUUUGCCUUACCUAUGAUAUGUUACGAAUUCCCAUUUGUUGUGCCUAACGCUAACGUUAGCUAGGUGGCUAACGUUAGCUAGGCUAGGGGUUAGGGUUAGGGGUUAAGGUUAGGGUUAGGGUUAGGAGUUAGGUUAAAUGGUUAAGGCUAGGGUUAGGGGAAGGGUUAGCUAACAUGCUAAGUAGUUGCAAAGUAGCUAAAAAGUAGUAAGUAGUUGCAAAGUUGCUAAUUCGCUAAAAGGCUAAAGUUGUCCAUGAUGAGAUUCGAACACACAACCUUUGGGUUAAUAGAUGUUUGCGUUAUACGUAUGAUAUGUUACAAAUUACAAUUCCUAUGAUAUGUUGCGAAUUCAAAUUUGUUGUGGCUAACAUUAGUUAGGUGGUUUGGUGGCUAACGCUAACGUUAGCUAGGUGGUUAGUUGGCUAACGCUAACGUUAGCUAGGUGGCUAACAUUAGCUACGCUAGGAGUAGCUAAAAAGUAGUAAGUAGUUGCAAAGUUGUCUGUGAUAAGAUUCCAACACGCAACCUUUGGUUUGCUAGACGUUCGGGUUAUAUGGCUACCCAUUCACCUUGAACAAUCACCCUCCUUUCGUUUUUGCCUUAAGUAAACUGUCUUAUAUAACUAUACCAAACGUAACAUAUUAUACUAAUUUGAGUGUCCCGUAUUUCUAUUUACUAUGUUAUGUCAAGUCUAUGAGACCAGCCUGCAUGAACUCCUUUAUGUAUAAUAAUACUGAAGAAUUGACGGAUCACAAGAGACAAGAGGAUAGUGAAGAGACAGAAUCAUCAUAAACCCAGCCGGAUGGGGUCACAGUGUCUCUCAGUGUCCUGCCUGGGCAUUAAAUCUCCAGUUUCUCUGACCUUUUAUGGAUCUGAUUUUGAAAGCUCUGCCUGUGUGUUUAUGGAGAUUUACAUGGCCCACUGAUUGAUUAUGUUAAGUGAUGCAAUGCACUUUUACGGUGGGCCCCCAAUAACUCCGUUCUUCUGGCAUUCUCCUGGGAGAUUUAUGUCCCCUGCAGUGGGACAGUUUCAAAAGGGUAUUUACUUGCCAUACAUGACCACUCAGUCCAUUCAAGCAAGUUCUUCACCUGUAUUUACUAGUCAAUAUACAACAUGGAAAACCCACAGGUUAAUUUCAAUAAAAAACGUUAGUCACAAAUAUAGUUAAAUAUCUAAAAGCUAUUCUAUAAUCCUUGCAUGUCUUUCUCAGAUGAUUCAGAGGCAGGUGCAAAGCGACCACGAACCACCAUCACAGCCAAACAGCUGGAGACCCUUAAAAUCGCCUACAAGAACUCUCCCAAGCCAGCACGCCACGUCCGCGAGCAGCUCUCCUCAGAGACGGGGCUGGACAUGAGAGUAGUGCAGGUGUGUGCCUCACAACAGGAUUUCUAAUAACAAGCUGAGCAGUUGUCUAGUUUGGACUAGUUUAAGAGAACAUCCUAGUGAUAAUAUGUAGAUAUAGACACGAAUUAGAAGAGUCAAACCUCUCUUCUGUAUUUACUAAGAAAUGUAUCUUAUCCCCCAAUGGCAGGUGUGGUUCCAGAAUCGUCGUGCAAAAGAGAAGCGUCUGAAGAAGGACGCAGGGCGGCACCGUUGGGGUCAGUUCUACAAAAGCGUCAAACGUAACCGAGGGGGCAACAAAGUGGAGAAGGAGAGUUCAGCAGAUGAUGCGGGACUGAGCGACAGUGAGCUCAGCUUCAGAGGUCAGUAUGGCUAACCCAACCCCAAACCUCUUUCAUAUCUCUCUCUCUCUCUCUUCCUCAGCUCCUCCUCCUCUUCCUGUCUUUCUUUUCCCAUUUCUCCAUGGAACCUACAUGAAAAGAGAAACUUUGGCCGUGCAAAUGACAUUUAACACAUCCCCAUGUUUUUAUGGUUAUUUGAUGUUUGUGAGCCCGUUUUGGGGACUCAUAAAAGUCUCAAGACACUUUUAAAAGGAGGCCAUUUUUACGAGAAAUGAAAACACCGUAGCAGAAACUCUAUAAAGUAGGUGAAGCUUUUAGUCAAUUAGAGGGAAAGUGCUCUGGGGCAUUGUUGUUAUUGAAACAGUACUGGAGGGACUGUUGGAGACAAAUAUUUUGUAUUGCAUGCACAGACCCCCUUUGUUUGAGCUUAAGGUAAAUCAUGACUCUUUCGUCUCUUACUAAACGCUGGGGGAACACUAUUAAGCACUACACACCUAUGCCAUUUACCUAGAUGAAAUCCAGAUCAUGUUGCCUCAAUUAAAUGGUUUCAUAAAGGCACUUAAUUCUAUUUAAAGAUAACAGCUGUAUAAUGUUGAUAUAGUUGAUGACAGCUCCAUAGAAGUGUUAAAACACCACUGUGUGGCUAAUUGAUAGUAGCUAACUCCCUCCUCUCUUCCACCAGACGACCAGAUCCUGUCAGACCUGGGCCACACCAACGGCCUGUAUGGGAGUGUGGGCGACGUGGCCAACGGAGGCUUGUUGAACGGAGGCUUCUCUCUGGAUGCUGCUGGACAGCCCUAUCAUGACAUUCGAGUGGGCAGUCCCUACGGCCUCCCCCAGUCGCCCUCGUCCAUCGCCUCGCUGUCCGGCCACACCCCGCUGCUCAACAACCUGGGCUUCACCAUGGACAGCAUCAUGGCCCAGGGGGGGCAGGGUGGCGUGGGGCAGGCUCUCAGGGCCAUGGCAGGAGGCCCCACCUCUGACCUUUCCACAGGGAGCAGCACGGGCUAUCCAGACUUCCCCACCAGCCCUGCCUCAUGGCUGGACGAGAUGGACCACUCCCAGUUCUGA
Molecule: messenger RNA, 11186 nt
Organism: Coregonus sp. 'balchen'
Lineage: Eukaryota; Metazoa; Chordata; Actinopteri; Salmoniformes; Salmonidae
Source: the annotation of a GenBank genome assembly